CAGUUGACAGCCAGACAUUGCUUUUUGUAAACAACGGUUCGCCGGUGGUUCCUCGCUUGAGUCUGAAUUUUUAAUCGAAACAUGGGUGACCAAAUUACAUUGGGUGCUUCGGAUUUUGUUAAAGUGAAUAUAACUAACUCGAAAACGGAGAGCGUUGUUUUCGAGAAGAAGUUCCCGAAGGACAUAAGCGUUGCGGACCUGAAGAAUAAACUGGAAAUAUUGACCGGAGGAUGUGCCGCAACAAUGCAAGUAGAACUUUACAAUGGGGACAAUCUCGUUUGUAAACUAGACAACAAUGACGCAUUAGUAGGAUCGUUUCCAAUUGAAGAUGGAAUGCGCUUUCACGUUAUCGAUAAUUUCCAACUGUUCACUGAAACUGUUGAGAAAUUCGAUCUAACCGAAGAACAAUACAAUCAGAAAGAAGAUUCUCUUCGAAGUUUCUUAAAAAAGAAUAAACUGGGAAAAUAUAAUGAAGAAGAAAUGAAAAAGAUCGAAGAGAAAAGGCGCGAAGCUGCCGAAGAGGAAGCUCGUAAAGCGGCAGAGUGCAAAGUUGGCUUGAGAUGUCAGGUAACAACAAAGAAUCAACCCCGUAGGCGUGGUGUGAUCAUGUUCAACGGUGAAGUCGAGGGUAAAAAAGGAGUUCUCAUUGGGGUGAAAUUCGACGAACCACUUGGCGUUAAUGACGGAAGUUUGGAAGGAAAGCGUUACUUUGAAUGUGAACCGAAAUACGGCAGUUUUGUAACACCUGCAGCGGUUGAAGUGGGCGAUUUUCCUCCCGAAGAGACCGGGCUUGAAGAUGAAAUUUAAGAAUCUGCCUUUUUGUGGCAAAGUGAUUGAGAGAAGCAUUUGGAGAAACUACGUAUAACGUUACGUUUUAUCCGCAUAAUUAUCCCUAAAAUAUAUUGAUACGAUGUACUCGAUUGCUUUAACUUAGUUGGUAAUCAUUUGGCAAGUGUGUUUUUAUACUUAGCAAUUAAAUUAAAUAUUAUGAUUCACUUUACACAAA
Hermetia illucens (black soldier fly) is the source of this 1006-nucleotide messenger RNA. RefSeq names its product tubulin-folding cofactor B (gene TBCB). The record is from RefSeq and is a predicted model, not a curated record. Gene Ontology annotation, molecular function: microtubule plus-end binding; alpha-tubulin binding. The transcript has 4 exons. NCBI's taxonomy places the organism in Eukaryota, Metazoa, Arthropoda, Insecta, Diptera, Stratiomyidae. Gene Ontology annotation, biological process: post-chaperonin tubulin folding pathway; tubulin complex assembly; cytoplasmic microtubule organization. Bases 82 to 807 code for a protein of 241 amino acids. Gene Ontology annotation, cellular component: microtubule plus-end; cytoplasm; nucleus.